Molecule: messenger RNA, 1074 nt
Organism: Purpureocillium takamizusanense
Lineage: Eukaryota; Fungi; Ascomycota; Sordariomycetes; Hypocreales; Ophiocordycipitaceae
Exons: 1
Coding region: 1-1074 (357 amino acids)
Source: RefSeq, a predicted model, not a curated record
AUGGACGGACAGCGCAGCAACAGCAACAGCAGCAGACUCUCCCGUCCGCCCCAGGCAGCGGACAGGACGAGUGAGCCCAGCAGGCCUGCCAUGCCCGUCGCCAGGCCAGCGUCGCUGCGAAAUUUGCAGCGCGCCAUAAUCCGAAGGAAUAUCAUCACCUCGGGAAUGGUUAUUGCCCCCGUCAUGAGUAUCGCCCUGACGCUCAUGACCCACUAUAUGAAGCAGACGACGGGUGUCGAUGGCGACCCAGUGGCCAGGCGACUGUUUGUGGAGGACACCGUCAGCAGCGACGAGGACAGCGAGGGCGACGAGGACGAGGAGGAAGGAGAAGGAGAAGAUGACUACGACUAUGACGACGGCGGCAGCGAGGAAGAGGAAGGGGAAGGGGAUGGUGGAGAGGACGACGACCUAGACGACGAUAGCGACGACUACGAAGAUGACGACGACGACCAAGACAAGCGACGACGCGACGAAGCCGCUGCUGCCGUGGACUCGGGUAAAAGCCGCAGCAAGCCCUCGCCGGCACCGCUGAACCCUCACCACCACAAUCCCGUCAACGCGCCCGCUGGCGCCGUUGGACGGACCCCGCUUUCGCUGGACGAAACGGCAGCGCUGUGGCGGACCCUGCACUCGCAGACGCGGUCGCUGGCCCAGCAGCUGGAGCGACAGAAGAACUUGCCAGUGCAACAGCGCCCGCAACAGCGCCAGCAGCACCUGGAAACCCAGCCCCAGGUCCACCACCACCACCAACAACCGCCCAACCGGAACCGGCCGCUGGAGCACCAGAACCAGCCGCCCCGCCGCCCGGAGCGUCACCACCUCGACCGCCAAUCAAACGCGCCAGCACGUGUCGUGGUCCCCCAUCAGCCUCGAGCUCCAAUUGCCGCUCCUGCUGCUGCUGCUACUCCCCAUCCUCCUCCUCCUCCACCUCGCGUCACCCCAUUGAGCUCCUCCCACCUCACAUCACAUCAAUCCAUCCUCAAGCGCAAGGCCCCAACCACCCACGAAUCCAUCGCAAAGUGGCUCAAGACGGUCGAAUCCGCCCGCAUACCUUCGCAGUCACCCCUCAACUAA